UGUGUGUGUGCGUGAGCGCGCACGUGUUUAUAUCAAUGCGCCACGCUCCAGUGCGCUCUCUGAAGGGGAUAAGUGGGAGUGGGAGAGGAGAGGGACGACAGUACAGACGAAGAUUCAGUCGGAUAAGUAACUCGUCAUCAAGGAACGAGAAGGCAUCGUCACCGAGGUCCACUGCACCUGCUGCAACUUGCUGCCACACGGCACCAACAUCCUCCUCCAUGUCCAGCGGUUUAACGAUGGAUCACACUUUUCUGCCUCGGUCAAUCUGGACCGGUGACAGUAAAUUCCUCCAGCAUCCAGCGGAUCUCUACACCAGUGUGGUCGUUACGCGCAGCAUCCCUGUAGGCACGUGCUUUGGUCCGUGUGUGCUCCAAAACACUUUCUACGACACUAUCGCCUUCAUAGCGCAAAAAUCCUGCGACAAGAGAGCCAAGUCCUAUGUGUUCAGGGUGGACCCCGAGGCCAUGCGUAAUUCUGCGCUGGUGAUGUCCUGGCUGCGGCUCGUGCAGGCUGCGCGCAACGGAGAGGAGCAGAACACAGAGGCCUUUCUGAAGGCGGGUCAGCUGUAUGUGCGGACCAUCCGGGACAUACGGCAGGAGGAAGAGCUGCUGGUGUGGUACGACCAGGAGCUGUCUCACCUACUGGGCUUCACAGACAUGAGCAGAGGAUCAAGUGAAGAGUUCAAAUGUGGAAGAUGUAACCAGGUCUUCAAGAACGAAUAUCCUUUCCUGGCUCACUGUCGAUUCCUGUGUACCCAAGUAAAGACUGACACCUGGAGCCGCGAGGUUUACGAGCACAAGCAUGUGGAAAUUAAGAGGCAACACCGAGUGACAGACUUCCACAACAUCGCCAGAGAUUUGGAGCACAAAAAAUCUGGCAGCAGCGAGGACGCGGAGGUUUCCCCCAAGAGAAGGAAAUACGAGGAAACUCUUUUCCCCAAAGUGCGGAAAACAGUCCUGUUGGAAAAAACGAAUAUUUCAAAUGAUGACAAUAUCACACCGCUGAUUAAGGGCUACGACCAGGCAGCAGGAGAUGCGUCCUCCUCUGCGGGGAAACUGAAAGCUGGUAAGAUCAAACCGGAUCAUUUGGGAUGUAAGAAUGACGCUUUUACGCACAGCAGAGGGAUGGACGCACAGUCGGAGGCAGGUGAGAGUUCUGGUGUGCACUCAAGCAGCAGCAGCAGCAGCAGCAGUGCGUUUUCUCUGGUCCUGUCCAACAGUCAGGGCGAGCAGAAAAGCGCUUUCUGCAAACCGAGUAAAAGAACUUCCCCUGUUGACCCCCAGGCGCAUCUCAGCAGCGCUCCAACAGCCCCCUCUAGCCGCCUAGAGGAGAUGACUGAUGCCUUCACCUCCAGGACUGUUAUGGGAUACAACAAUCUAAUGGCAUCCAACAUCCUGAGCGGUGACUUACAGACUGUGCCCUCCCCGGUUGCACUGAACAAUGCUUUCCAUUACGCACCGGAGCACUGGUCCAGGAACAUUGGCGUCCAGCUGCAGACCACAUCUUCUCUCACGAUCCUUCCACCGACUUUCACCUCAUUCGGCGUGUCGGUGCAGAACUGGUGCGCCAAAUGCAACCUGUCCUUCCGCAUGACCUCCGACCUCGUCUUCCACAUGCGCUCUCACCACAAGAAGGAGUUCGCUGCGGAGUCCCACGUGAGGAGGAGAAGGGAGGAGAAACUCACCUGUCCGAUCUGCCAUGAAUACUUCCGGGAGCGGCACCACCUGUCCAGACACAUGACCUCUCAUAACUAAAACAAAUAAGGGACAAAAACAUUAUUUGUUUCUUUAACGAUGCUCGUAUUUAACAGGCUUAGACGGCGAGACUUUGGUGCGUAACAGUGAAUGUAGGUAGCUGUAAAGAAAAUAGCGAAACGGACACACGUGGCCAUCACAGCCUGUCCACUAGAUGACGAUAGAGGUACGUGUAAGCUGAUCUCACUGCAGUUUGUUGUCUGUCCUUUAGCCCUGUGUGUGUUAGGUUGAUGAUUAUUUUUGUGCCUUACGGAACUCAGGAGGGAAGAAAGACGGAGAGAUCUGGAGGACAGCUCAUGAUUGUCACAAAUAUCUCCUCGCUUAUUUAUCUGCUUUUUUCUGCUCUGGUUUGUACGACAGAUGUGGACUGAGUGUGUUUGCACAUUCGCUUUGAAAUCUAAAAUGAUGAAAAAUGAAA
Epinephelus lanceolatus (giant grouper) is the source of this 2172-nucleotide messenger RNA. It is a transcript of the gene znf488, whose product is annotated as zinc finger protein 488. Gene Ontology annotation, molecular function: protein binding. Gene Ontology annotation, biological process: oligodendrocyte development; regulation of DNA-templated transcription. Lineage: Eukaryota; Metazoa; Chordata; Actinopteri; Perciformes; Serranidae. Gene Ontology annotation, cellular component: nucleus. The record is from RefSeq and is a predicted model, not a curated record.